AAGGUCCACGAGACUUUGCAGACGAUAUUUGUAGGGGAGCGCGGCGCCGCCCAGUCAGUGUCACACAGAACCAACUACAAGAACAGUGUGAGACAGUCUUCCAUCCAGUAUUGUGUACAGAAAUACAUAUUUAUAACCAUUUACUGAGUCCAGUCAACGUCCUGAAGUGUAUUAUAAAAUGAGGUGUUGGGUAGCCUUAGGCCUAAUGGCCACUGUGGCCUUGUUGGUCACCGCCAAGGAGUCAAAGAAGGAAGACGUAGGGACUGUCAUCGGCAUUGACCUUGGCACCACUUAUUCAUGUGUGGGUGUGUUCAAGAAUGGCAGAGUUGAGAUCAUUGCAAACGACCAGGGUAACAGGAUCACUCCCUCCUACGUGGCAUUCACCGCCGAUGGAGAGCGACUCAUUGGUGACUCUGCCAAGAACCAGCUCACCACCAACCCUGAGAACACCAUCUUUGAUGCCAAGCGGCUCAUCGGUAGGGAAUGGACUGAUAAGUCUGUCCAACAUGACAUUCAGUUCUUCCCCUUCAAGGUCAUCAAGAAGAAUGAAAAGCCCCAUAUCCAGGUCUCCACUUCACAGGGAGAGAAGGUGUUUGCUGCAGAAGAGAUCUCUGCCAUGGUGCUUGGAAAGAUGAAGGAAGUGGCUGAGGCAUAUCUUGGAAAGACUGUCACUCAUGCUGUUGUCACUGUCCCUGCCUACUUCAACGACGCCCAGCGACAGGCAACAAAGGAUGCUGGCACAAUCGCUGGAUUGACAGUCAUGAGGAUCAUCAAUGAACCUACAGCUGCUGCCAUUGCCUAUGGUAUUGACAAGAAGGAAGGCGAGAAGAACAUCCUUGUGUUUGAUCUUGGUGGUGGCACCUUUGAUGUCUCCUUGCUCACUAUUGACUCUGGUGUGUUUGAAGUGGUGGCCACAAAUGGUGACACUCAUCUUGGUGGUGAGGACUUUGACCAGCGUGUCAUGGACCACUUCAUCAAGCUGUACAAGAAAAAGAAGGGCAAGGACAUCAGAAAGGACAACCGUGCUGUUCAGAAGCUCCGUCGUGAAGUUGAGAAGGCAAAGAGGUCCCUGUCUGCCAGCCACCAGGUCAGGAUUGAAAUUGAAUCCUUCUUUGAGGGAGAGGACUUCUCAGAGACACUGACCCGAGCCAAGUUUGAGGAGUUGAAUAUGGAUCUCUUCAGGUCUACAAUGAAGCCAGUGCAGAAGGUGCUUGAGGACUCUGACCUGCAGAAGAAGGAAAUUGAUGAGAUCGUGUUGGUGGGUGGCUCUACUCGUAUUCCCAAGAUCCAGCAGCUGGUAAAGGAAUUCUUCAAUGGCAAGGAGCCAUCCCGAGGUAUCAACCCAGAUGAGGCUGUUGCUUAUGGUGCUGCUGUCCAGGCUGGUGUGCUGUCUGGUGAAGAUGACACCAAUGACCUUGUGCUGCUGGAUGUCAACCCUCUAACUCUUGGUAUCGAGACUGUGGGUGGAGUCAUGACCAAGCUCAUUGCCCGUAACACUGUCAUCCCCACGAAGAAGUCCCAGAUCUUCUCCACUGCCUCUGACAACCAGCACACUGUCACCAUCCAGGUGUUUGAGGGUGAACGACCUAUGACCAAGGACAACCACAUCCUCGGAAAGUUUGACCUAACUGGCAUUCCCCCUGCUCCUCGUGGUGUGCCCCAGAUUGAAGUGACCUUUGAAAUUGAUGCGAAUGGUAUCCUCCAGGUUUCUGCUGAAGACAAGGGCACUGGCAACAAGGAAAAGAUUGUGAUCACCAACGACCAGAACCGCCUUACCCCAGAGGACAUUGAGCGCAUGAUCAAGGAUGCUGAAGUGUUUGCUGAUGAGGACAAGAAGCUAAAGGAGCGUGUAGAGUCCAGGAAUGAGCUUGAGUCCUAUGCCUACAGUCUUAAGAACCAGGUGAACGAUAAGGAAAAGCUCGGGGCCAAGCUUACUGACGAGGAUAAGGAAAAGAUCGAGGAGGCCAUUGAUGAGAAGAUCAAGUGGCUGGAGGACAACCCUGAUUCUGAGGCAGAAGAUUACAAGGCUCAGAAGAAGGAACUGGAGGACAUUGUGCAGCCAAUAAUUGCCAAGCUCUACCAGGGUGCUGGUGGUACUCCUCCAACUGGUGAAGAGGAGUUUGAUAAGGAUGAGUUGUAAAGUUAUUAGUUUAUGAGUAACUUAUUGGUUUUGUGAUGGAAGUACAUUUUUCUCAUGCUCAUCUUUAGGACAUAUUCAGCAGCUGCUCAUCUCAUGGUUGAAUGAAAGAUGUUACACUUUUUAAGUAUGUAUGCACAAGUCCAUUCCAGGUGUGUGAACGGAUGAUCUGUUUAUAAUAAAUGAUGCUAGAAAAAAGGUGUUUCUGUAUAUCCCAGUAGAAAAAAGAUAUUUCCAUAUCACAGUAGUUUCCAAAAGAUUCAUGAAAGCAGAAAAGUUUUAUUAAAACAUAAUUUACAAGGGAUUUCUUAAAUAUAUAUAUGCAGCAUGUGGUUGAAGAAUGGACCUUACUGAUCCAGUAGGCAUGAUGCCUAAAAAUAUACCAAAAUGCUGAAUUAUUAAUACAGUAGUAAUGAACACAGGCACAUUAAUUUUUUCAGUUGAAAUAUUGUGGCACAUCAUGGGAAAUGCAUCUUGGAAAGAAAUCCUAGGAAAAACAUUGUCCUAUAAAAAGUUAUAUUAAAUUGAAAAUUUAUGUAUAGCUCAUUAAGAAAACUCACACCUUGUGGGUUUGAUAUGGCAUUUUUUGUUUUAUACAUUUGGCACCUAUAUAACAAGAAUUUAGAACCAAGUUUAAUUUUAGUCAAUACUUUUAUUCACAUACUUUUUAUUAAAAACAAAAAUUAAAUGUAUUAUACAUACUUUAUCAUCCAUGGAUCUUUCAAAAGCUCCCAGAAGGAUACAUUAACUUGGAUAACUUAGAAAGGCCACUGCAUUAACUGAACUGUACAAUCAAGUUAAGACCCUGAUUUUGUCUCUAAAAGUAGAAAUGCAUCUUAAAUAUUUUAAGACCCUGAUUUUGUCUCUAAAAGUAGAAAUGCAUCUUAAAUAUUUUAAUUUGUGAUCAUUAUUCAAUAUCAGGAUUGCUAAAUGGACCCAAUUCUCAACAGCUAGAAUUAUUUUCAUCUAUAAUAUGCAAACAAAUACUGCAGCCAAGGUUACCCUGCACUACAGGUAACAAAGCACAUGUACAGCUGCUAGCCAAGAAGAACAGUGCAGUCAACUAUUCAUAAUAACAGUAUUAAGUAUAUCAGAAUUUUAUUAAGUAUAUCAGAAUUUUCUUUACAAAAUACUGAUAAAAAUUCAAACUACUUACUUACCUAUACACAGUCUCAGAUAUAUUUACAUGCAUGCAUCAAGAUGUACUUGCUCUGGCCUUUACAAGAUUGUGGAGCUGGUCAGCCUGUUCUAUAGCAUCUGCCAGAGCUUCACAAUGCCUCUCAAGAUUUUUUGGAACUUUCUCAAUUCCAUAAUAAGCACCUGAAACAUUGUUAGAAUUGAGUAGCAGUUAGUGGAACAACAUAAUCAAACAUCCAUCUUAUCCUCACCCCCAACCCACUUCAGCUUUCAAACAUUUCCAAUUCCCAGGUUCUGUUACAGCAUACAGAAUUACACUCCAUGUGCAGGUACACCUUUGGAUUAGUGUCAAUAAAGGAAAAGUUCCCUU
Molecule: messenger RNA, 3644 nt
Organism: Scylla paramamosain (green mud crab)
Lineage: Eukaryota; Metazoa; Arthropoda; Malacostraca; Decapoda; Portunidae
Gene: Hsc70-3
Product: endoplasmic reticulum chaperone BiP
Exons: 3
Coding region: 179-2140 (653 amino acids)
Biological process (GO): endoplasmic reticulum unfolded protein response
Cellular component (GO): endoplasmic reticulum chaperone complex; cytoplasm; membrane
Molecular function (GO): ATP-dependent protein folding chaperone; ATP binding
Source: RefSeq, a predicted model, not a curated record